UGCGCAUGACAGAAACGCUAUUUGCAGAAAAGAACAUCGUCUGCUGGGGAACGUAAACAAAGGCAUGGGUUUGAAUUUUGCUGUUUCCCUUACGAAUACGCUUCGUAAUUGACAUUGACAUCGAUAUAGUGACAAUUGAUAUCUUAUCAUGUUCAAAUUCUCUUUUCCCAAACCUGAUGGUGAUGAUCAGGAGAGCAAUGCGGGAGAAUCUGUGUCAUCCAAUACCAACAACCUACACUGGUUGUCAUGUGAAAAAGUUACUGUGUCGCCUUCACAUCUGAAGCACAUGCUUACACGGCAGAGUUCGGCAAGUCAGUUAAAACUCCAGGGUGUUUUUUUGGCACAUUUAUCUACAAAGUCAGCCGUUCAAUCUGCCUUUGAGACAUCUGAUGGAGACAGCAGCAUAAAAUUGGCUGAGCAACUUCACUCAGAUUUGAUACCUGCAAAAUAUGAAGGAGGAUUAAAAAUUUGGGAAUGCACUGAUGACUUGUUAGGAUGGCUCAUCGCUGCAGGUCCCAACGUCUGUCUGAGCAACAAAAAUGUUCUAGACUUGGGAUGUGGAACAGGUCUACUCGGCAUCGCUGCAUUGAAAGCUGGAGCAAGUGUUGUUUUUCAAGAUUAUAACAAGGAAGUUUUAGAUGCUUGUACCAUUCCAAAUGUACUAUUGAACCUAACAGAUGAAGAAUCACAAAGUUUAAUUGACAGCCAGGGCAAAUCAAGUUGUGAAUUUUACAGUGGUGAUUGGUCUUCAUUUGUUGACAAACUUCAAGAGGGACGAACAGAGAUGUUGAAGUUUGACUACAUACUGACCUCUGAGACCAUAUACAAUUCAGAAAAUUAUUCCAAGCUCAUCAAUGUUUUCAAGAAGUGCCUAAAAAAUUCAGGCACUGUAUAUUUAGCUGCAAAAACCUAUUAUUUUGGAGUUGGAGGAGGUACAAGACAAUUUGAAACUGCUUUGCAGCAUGAUAGUUCCUUUAAAAGUGAAGUUUGCUGGAAAUGUUCCUCAGGUGUUUCACGGGAGAUUCUGAAAAUCUCAUUGACCUCAUGACUGAUUUUGUUUAAGCAUGACAUGCCUUCUGUGUACAUGGUUUGAAACAGUGGAGUAUAAACAAAAUAAAUUGUUGCUGUAUUUUUUAUA
This is a messenger RNA of Thrips palmi, 1138 nucleotides long. RefSeq names its product histidine protein methyltransferase 1 homolog. Bases 149 to 1048 code for a protein of 299 amino acids. NCBI's taxonomy places the organism in Eukaryota, Metazoa, Arthropoda, Insecta, Thysanoptera, Thripidae. Gene Ontology annotation, biological process: peptidyl-histidine methylation, to form tele-methylhistidine. The record is from RefSeq and is a predicted model, not a curated record. Gene Ontology annotation, molecular function: protein-L-histidine N-tele-methyltransferase activity. The transcript is spliced from 6 exons.